Paramisgurnus dabryanus is the source of this 2933-nucleotide messenger RNA. It is a transcript of the gene mchr2a, whose product is annotated as melanin concentrating hormone receptor 2a. The record is from RefSeq and is a predicted model, not a curated record. NCBI's taxonomy places the organism in Eukaryota, Metazoa, Chordata, Actinopteri, Cypriniformes, Cobitidae. Gene Ontology annotation, molecular function: G protein-coupled receptor activity; neuropeptide binding. Gene Ontology annotation, biological process: neuropeptide signaling pathway. Gene Ontology annotation, cellular component: plasma membrane; neuron projection.
CAUUCAGUACUGUUUCAACGCUUUAAGAAAGCCAGAAGAGACCUUUAAAUGUAUUUAGUAGGCAACCUGUCCACAUAUCCAGAUGGAGUGCGUCAUGAGCAGCGCGCGAGAGGAUGCGCGCACGGGCAUAAGUGGAGACAUCAGUGCGCAAUGCCUGUGAGGAGGAUGCUGAAAUCGACCUAAGUGCCAGGGAUACCGUAGGAUUUCACAGAUUUAUUUUCGUACAGAAUGAAAAGGAAAUGAUUGUUUAAACUUAUCAGCAGCCUCCAGCUCUGCGUUUUCGCCAUGGUGGAGUUGGAUCCUGUUGUUUGGAACUUUACGCUCAAAUUGGACAAUGGAUCAAACACUAAUGAGAAUGUAUCUGGAUAUUCAGGUGAUGAUUAUUAUAAUAUUGUUCACCUAACGGAAACCAAAAUCCUUCCCGCGUUUGUUGGAUUUCUGUGCUCCACUGGACUUGUUGGAAAUGUUCUCGUCCUGGUCACUAUUUUAAGGUCAGCCAAAAAGACAGUACCAGAUGUGUAUGUGGGUAACUUGGCUGUAGCCGACCUGGUUCACGUGACCGUCAUGCCCUUUCUGAUUCACCAGUGGGCACGUGGAGGACACUGGGUCUUUGGCAGCACCCUCUGCAAAAUCAUCACCUCUCUGGAUAACUGCAACCAGGUGGCAUGUGCUGCAGUCAUGACUGCUAUGAGUCUGGACAGAUACCUGGCCCUUGUUCAUCCAUUUCGCCUGUUGAGCCUCAGAACCAGAUCGAGGACAAUUCGUAUUAACCUCUUCGUAUGGGCGGCCUCCCUCUUAAUGGUUUUCCCAGCCUGGAUCCACUCCAAAGUGAUCCGCUUUAGGGAUGGACUGGAGAGCUGCUCACUGAACCUGGUCUCUCCUAAAGAGGUGCUCUGGUACACACUCUACCAAACCGUGACCUCUUUCUUUCUGCCAUUACCUCUAAUUUUCACCUGCUAUAUACUGAUUCUGUGUUACACCUGGAAGAUGUAUCGCAAGAAUAAAAAGGCUCACAGGUAUAGCACUAGCCUGCCUCGAGAACGUAUCGUCCGCCUCACUAAAAUGGUUCUAGUUCUUGUGGCUGUUUUCCUGGUCAGUGUCGGGCCCUACCACGUGCUCCAGCUUGUUAACCUGAGUGUACCUCGUCCAUCAUUAGCAUACCAUACCUGCUACUACCUGUCGGUGUGCCUGAGCUACGCAGCCAGCAGUAUAAAUCCCUUCAUCUACAUUCUGUUUAGCGGACAUUUUCGCCACAGACUGGUUUGUCGGGACACACCCAGCAUGCCGAGUGUGGAACGGGAGAUUCAUCCACGCUCCAGUUUUUAAUCCCACAAUGAAACACAGUCAACACUCCAAAAAAGUAGCAGGUGCACAAAUGUUUUCUCGGGGCUGUUGCAAAGAAAGGGUAAAAAAGGAUGUUUAAAACGUGUGCAUGUUUAAUAUGCAUGGUUGCUCUUUUUGCAGCAGACCUAUGUUUUUAUGUUGCUUGGGUUUAUUGUGCAUUGUGAUGUUGUUGCUCCCUCUACUGUUUCUUUUGAGUAAUUGUUUUCACAGCAGCAUCCCUGCAUGUCAAGUUUGUUUUAAAUGUAAAGUUUUCAUAGUGCAUUAUUUUAUAGUGUGCACAAAGAAAAUAAACAUUUAAAAAUAUAAUAAUAUUAAUAGUGUUUAAGAACAAAUCAAUUAUUUAUGCCAUUGCUUACAAUCUACAAUCAAUGGUACAGUACUUUUAUAUUAUUAUUUAUAAGUUGUUUAGCAGUUUUCUCUAUUGUUCCAUACUUUUGUUCCAGUUUUUAAAAGAAAAAACUGUCUAAGAAUUCACUAUGUAAAGCUAACUGCAAAUGUACACUGCUGUAUGUUUUGAGGCGGUGAGGCACAAGAGUAUGUUUUCUUGGAUAACUGCAUUUUCAUGCUACAGACUGCACAAUCAUUUUUACAAACAAGAGAAAUAAUGUUGUUCAGGACUCAGAAAUCUUUUAUUAACAGUUUGGGAUUGUCUGGUCUGGUGUGUGAUGGACCUACAGUAAUAAUGAAGCUGAUGGCAUCUGAUCAGUAUAAAGUGUAAGGUCAUUGACUAUACAGGCAGAGAUUGAGGGGUCUGCUGCCAGCUUAGCUCAAAAAUUGGGAUCAAUAUUUAGACCAGACCAGAGACAGACAGGGCUCGCGUCUGACCUGAAGCAUGCCUGUCAGCAAUGGCUGGAAACUCAACCCCCAUGCUUGCCAAAAGGAAAAGACCAAUUCAUGCAUACAAAUACUUGUCAAUAACAGUGUUUCAGUGUCAACAUAGCCUGUUGUCACCAUGCAUUUCAACAGUAUUCGAUAAAAUAUUUCACAAACUGUUAUUGAAAGUGAUUCAGUGAAGCAAUACAUCGCAAUUGACCGAGUUUUGUUUUAUUUGCUGACAUGUUAAUUUAAUGUAAUCCUGUAUAGAUAAAAAGGUAAACAUUUUUGUCUCUGUUUAUAAUAUAGAGGCCUUAAGCCCAAGAUCCACACUAUGUUCCAUUCAACUUUUGUUAAAAAAAACCUCUUUUUUCUAAUUACCACAUUAUUCUGGACUAUGCAAGUGGUGACGGUCUGCUGUGGGCAGUCUGACAUUGUUUGACCUUGUUUGAAUUUGAUUCAUAUGGUAUACCUUGUUACUUCCACCCCAACUGUUUAGCAGCCUAACAACAAUGGUACUUGACCUAUUCUACUGCUCUUAGCACCAACACAAAUGUGAACUACAUUGUAAAUACGAACUAAAUGUAGAAAUGUAUUUCAUCUUAUGUUUUCUUGAAAUUUUUACUUGAAAUCCAUGUGUAUGUAUUAAUAUAAUUAGUAUUUGCUGUAGUAAAUUAAUUUAAAUACCUUAUUUAUUUCCAAUAGUGUUUAUGUACAGGUGAGAACUGAAUGCAUUUUUCCUAUUUAUUUCACUGUAAAAUAAAAAUCUACUUUCA